AAUUGCACCCGUUACAGCCCAUGCCGCAUUUGACAAGGCUGCUAGCUACUUCCAUAUGAAGAUCACCCAUAUACCAGUUGAUGAGAAGACAAGAAUGGUGGACCUUGUGGCUAUGAGACGAGCUAUCAGCAGGAAAACAUGCGUGCUUGUGGCAUCAGCACCCCACUUUCCUCAUGGUAUUAUUGAUCCCGUACAGGAAGUUGCUAAGCUGGGCCAGAAGUAUGGCUUACCAGUCCAUGUAGACUGCUGUCUGGGUGGGUUCCUGUUGCCGUUUAUGGAGAAGGCUGGCUUCCCCCUGCAGCCAUUUGACUUCCGUGUUCCUGGGGUCACAAGUAUAUCUGCAGAUACACAUAAGUAUGGCUUUGCACCAAAAGGCUCGUCUGUGAUCAUGUACAGAAACCGAGAUCUGCUGACCCACCAAUUCUUUGUCCAACCUGACUGGCCUGGUGGCAUGUAUGCAUCCCCUACCUUUGCAGGAAGCAGAGCGGGCUCCAUUGUUGCAGCUUGCUGGGCCACGUUGAUGCAUUUUGGAGAGGACGGAUAUAUUGACACCACUAAAAGGAUUGUCUCCACAACCAAGUACAUCGUUAACAGAUUAAAGUCCAUCCCGGAGAUCUUCAUAUUUGGAGAACCUCAAGUUUCUGUCAUUGGAAUCGGCUCCAGUGUUUUCAAUGUCUACAGGCUGUUUGAGUCCCUGGUGGAAAAGGGGUGGAACCUCAAUUCUCUACAGUUUCCUUCCAGUUUGCACUUAUGUGUGACACUGCUCCAUACGAAUUACGGUGUGGCUGACCAGUUUGUGACAGAUAUUCAAGACUGUGUUAAGGAGAUCAUGAAGAACCCGAAAGCAGUGUGUCAGGGAGCAGGAGCCAUCUAUGGCUUUGCUCAGAGCAUCCCAGAUCGUAGCUUGGUCAAUGAAGUGGCAACAGCUUUUCUGAAUGCUUGCUACUCAACCAGAGUGCCUCCAUCUUCUAACGGUGUACAUGCAGUGGCAAAUGGAGACACCCCCAAGGCCUAG
Molecule: messenger RNA, 1015 nt
Organism: Candidula unifasciata
Lineage: Eukaryota; Metazoa; Mollusca; Gastropoda; Stylommatophora; Geomitridae
Source: the annotation of a GenBank genome assembly